GGCGAGGCCUCACGAACGUGUCUUUUUGUUGAGGCGGGUCUGAUUCACGAGCCCCUGGCGAUAUUUGUUUGUGCAACCACAGGCCAAGGAGACCCCCCAGACAACAUGAAGAACUUCUGGAGGUUUAUAUUCCGGAAGAACCUGCCCUCCACCGCCCUCUGUCAGAUGGACUUUGCCGUCCUGGGCCUCGGGGACUCCUCGUAUGCCAAGUUCAACUUUGUGGCCAAGAAGCUGCACCGGCGGCUGCUGCAGCUGGGGGCCGGUGCCCUCCUGCCCGUGUGCCUGGGUGAUGAUCAGCAUGAGCUGGGGCCUGACGCCGCCAUCGACCCCUGGCUGCAGGACCUGUGGGAGAGGGUGCUGGGGCUGCACCCGCCACCACCGGGCCUCGCCCCAAUCCCCCCUGGAGUCCCCCUCCCCUCCAGGUUCACCCUGCAGUUCCUCCCUGAGGCUCCUGGCACGGGCUCCAAGGGGCAGAGCUCCAGCCCGGGCUCCCAGGAGCUCCCGUCAGAGUCGCAGCCCUUCCUGGCGCCCAUGCUUGCCAACCAGAGGGUCACCAGCCCCUCCCACUUCCAGGACGUCCGGCUGAUCGAGUUCGACAUCACUGGCUCGGGCAUCUGGCUGGACCUUGUCCCGCCCAUCCGCCCGCGGGCCUUCUCCAUCGCCUCCUCCCUGCUGAUCCUCGUGGCCGUGGUGCGGUACCAGACUCGCCUGAAGGAGCCCCGCCGGGGCCUCUGUUCCUCCUGGCUGGCGUCCCUGGACCCCGGGCAAGGACCUGUCCGGGUGCCCCUGUGGGUGCGGCCUGGGGGCUUGACCUUCCCGGAGACUCCAGACACUCCUGUGAUCAUGGUGGGACCCGGCACUGGCGUGGCCCCCUUCCAUGCAGCCAUCCAGGAGCGCGUGGCCCAGGGCCGGACCGGAAACUUCCUGAUUUUUGGCUGCCGCCGGCGGGACCAGGACUUCUACUGGGAGGCGGAGUGGCGCGACCUGGAAAAGAGGGGCUGCCUGACCCUGGUCACCGCCUUCUCCAGAGAACAGGAGCAGAAGGUGUACGUCCAGCAUCGGCUGCGGGAGCUCGGGCCCCUCGUGUGGGAGCUGCUGGACCGCCGGGGAGCCCACUUCUACCUGGCAGGCAACGCCAAGCACAUGCCGGCCGGUGUCUCGGAAGCCUUGGAGUCUGUCUUCCAGGAGGAGGGGGGGCUCUCCGGCUCCGACGCGGCCGCCUACCUCGCCAGGCUCCAACGGACGCCGCGCUUCCAGAUGGAGACGUGGGCCUGAGGAGCAGCCCUCGCCCACUCUGACGGCGGCCUCCCGGGGCCCGCAGAAGGGCAUCCAGAGGGAAGGCUAGCGGAUGGG
Molecule: messenger RNA, 1353 nt
Organism: Carlito syrichta (Philippine tarsier)
Lineage: Eukaryota; Metazoa; Chordata; Mammalia; Primates; Tarsiidae
Gene: NDOR1
Product: NADPH dependent diflavin oxidoreductase 1
Exons: 11
Cellular component (GO): cytosol
Molecular function (GO): flavin adenine dinucleotide binding; FMN binding; oxidoreductase activity
Source: RefSeq, a predicted model, not a curated record